GUAGAAAGAAACAUACAACCUAAAUGCAUUUAUUGUUGCGUCUGGGCUUGGUUUCAUAGCGUCAACACUGAACAGCCCCAUUAUUCUUUCACCCUCCGCCUAAAAAUGACAGCCUUGUUUUAAGUUAUUUAAGCGCGUUACUUAGUUCUACCCCCAUCGCUACAACGGGCGGAAAUUUUACUUUCGAUGCAAGACAGUUUGAGGUUUUCAGCCGCUGUGCAGGCGUCUCGGCAGAAUCGUGAACAGCAUGGCUUCGGAUCAACACGAGAUCAGGGAGCGUGUGAAGCAGCUUUUGGAAAAACCUGGGAAUGGAAACUGUGCCGACUGUGGAGCUGCAGAUCCGGAGUGGGCGUCCUACACCCUGGGAGUGUUUAUGUGUCUCAGCUGCUCCGGCCUUCAUAAAAACAUUGCUCAGAUCAGCAAGGUGAAAUCUGUUCUUCUGGAUCCCUGGAGCUCCUCUGAGGCGGAGUUUAUGGAGUCUGUGGGUAACAAUGCAGCCAAGGCCAAGUAUGAAAAGAUAGUCCCUGCCUUCUACUACACCCCUACACACAAAGACUGCACGCUCCUGCGGGAACAGUGGAUCCGAGCCAAGUACGAGAGGAAGGAGUUCCAGUGUGUGAAGAGGCAGGAGCCCUACUCAGCAGGCUACAGAGAGGGGUUUCUAUGGAAACGAGGCAGAGACAACGGACAGUUCCUCAGCCGGAAAUUUAUUCUGUCAGAACGGGAAGGUGUUUUGAAGUAUUUCAACAAGCAUGAUGCCAGAGAGCCCAAAGCGAUAUUGAAGAUCAACACUGUGAAUGCCACUUUCCAGCCAACAAAAAUCGGCGUUAACAACGGCCUGCAGAUAACAUAUUUGAAGGACAACAGCACUAGGAAUAUCUUCAUCUACCAGGAGGAUGGAAAGGAAAUGGUGGACUGGUUCAACGCCAUUAGAGCUGCCAGGUAUCACUACCUGGAGGUGGCUUUUCCAGGAGCUUCCAAAUCUGAGUUAUUGCAAAAGCUAACAAGGAACUACAUAAAGGAAGGUUACAUGGAGAAGACCGGUCCAAAGCACACAGAGGGCUUCAAGAAGAGAUGGUUCACGAUGGACGACAGGAGGCUCAUGUACUUCAAAGACCCACUGGAUGCCUAUGCGCGAGGCGAGGUGUUCAUUGGCAGUAGGGAAAACAGCUACAUCGUGCUCCCGGGCUUCUCCUCGAAUAUCCAAGGCUACCAUUGGCAGUUUGGAAUCACCAUAGUAACCCCAGACAGGAAGUUUCUCUGUGCGUGUGAGACUGAAGAGGAUCAGAAAGACUGGAUCGCUGCAUUUCAGACGGUUAUCAACAGACCAAUGCAGCCUCAGGAGUAUGCAGUGGAGGCCUACUUUAAGCACAAACCAUGACUGUCGUAGUGUUUGAACACCUGUUGGUGCAGGGAGUGGAUCUGUCUGGCCUGAGAUCUGUUUUUAGUCUCAUUAUUGAAGUCUUCAUAAAGUCUUAAGGGUGACGAAGAAAAAGACCUGAAGGUGAGACCGUUGGCAUUCCCACAGUGACUCCUUCACUGUACCAUCCUGCUCAGAAUCACUCCUAACUCCCUCAUCUGUUAUGUGAUGUGACUUACAGUAUAUACGUGAAAGAGGUCAGUCAUCUUGACCUUAAAGUGCAAACAAUUGCUUGAAGGAAUCAGAAUUGUUGCUGCUCAGAUGUCAAAAUACGUUUUUCUAUGUUCCAAGUAUGAAUACUUAAAAUACUUUGAUGUUUAAUACAACUGAAGAAGCCUUGCAUUUCAACCAAAUGUACAAACAGAGCCCUUCUGGCCAGUUAUAUGCAAACUAAGAGAUUAUCUGACAAACUGCAAAGAUUCUGUAAAUCAGGAACAAUACAAACAUGGUCUGUAUAUACUCAUUUGUUUUCAUGUAGGGGUAUAAUAUUUAAUUCUCAAUGUAUUUAUUUUUGUAAUUGUCUGAUUUGCUAUGUGCAUCUUUUAAUAUAUAUCUGCUAUAUAUUAAGUGCCAAGUAUUGCAGGUUUGCUUUAUUUUUGCUUUUUUUUUUUAAAUAUACAUUCAUGCAGCUAAAUAUUAACUGCAUUGAUUUGUUUUCCAAUCGCAUUUAAGAAUUGAAUUCCCUUUGUCAAACCAGUACAUAUUGUGAUCCUUUUCAAGUAUUGACUUAAGUGAUAUGAUUAUUUAUCCAGCAGAGGGAGACAAAGGACAAGCUUUACACUUACUAUGACCCCCACCCAAAACUUGAGGGACUUGAACUAGCCCAGGACUAAAUGCACAAAAGAGAGGUGUGCAGAUGCUUUUGCGCAGCAUCGCCUUUAUAUAAAACGAGUGCCCUGCUUAAGCGUCACCAACACUUUAUUCUCCACCACACAGCGUUUUCUAACUCAUGUUCUGAACUCACUGCGAAGUUGUCUGAGUAAAGCUGAAAUGGGGUCACUAUUAAGGAUAAAAGCCACAUUCCCUGUGUUUUAUUGUAGUUAACUUUCAGUUACAGGGAAGAAGUUGCACAUUAAAAAGUAGUGUAACCAAUAAUACAUUACUCUGAACAUCAAGAUUCAAGAAAUAUGAAAAAGUGCAGUACAUACUGAACAGAGAUAACCAGUUUCUAGACAUAAAGUGAAACCUACCAAAGCAAGCUGUACAAAAAGAGGCCUAUGCUUCUUUUACAAAGAACAGUUUAAUCCUGUUAACAGAUGAUAAGAAAACGUACUUGUCGGACAUUUCAGAAAGCAUUGCACUAUCUACCCAUUUAUAUAUUCAUGAAUGGAAAAAAAGCUGCCUACUAAUGUUUGCACACUGACUACUAAUAAAACAAGAGAAAUAUACACAUGUGUGUCGUACACAAUACUGUAAGUCUUCAUUUCCCCAAUAUACCCCCAACAAUUGCACACAUACUCUUAUCUACGAUCUAAAGUGCUAUUUUCCACAGUUAUGAAAAGAAAAUGUUUCACAUCGUGUUUGUAAGAUCCUGAUUCAAACAAUUUAAUAACUAAAUCAUAAAUAUUAAUUUAGAAGAAAGGUUGCAUUAGAGCUUUUCAAGACUCAACAUUGAUCCUCUAAUAUUGAAAAUAUACCAAACAUGUUUAAGGUUCUUUGACCCAUGCACUGCCUUGUUUCUGAAUGCUUGUUUAAACUACUGUAUAUUUCAUUUUUGCAUCUAGCAUGAAUUCAAAUCUAAUAAAAUACUUUGUGGCUCA
Molecule: messenger RNA, 3180 nt
Organism: Notothenia coriiceps (black rockcod)
Lineage: Eukaryota; Metazoa; Chordata; Actinopteri; Perciformes; Nototheniidae
Product: arf-GAP with dual PH domain-containing protein 1
Exons: 11
Coding region: 248-1381 (377 amino acids)
Biological process (GO): positive regulation of GTPase activity
Cellular component (GO): plasma membrane; cytoplasm; intracellular membrane-bounded organelle
Molecular function (GO): phosphatidylinositol bisphosphate binding; phosphatidylinositol-3,4,5-trisphosphate binding; GTPase activator activity
Source: RefSeq, a predicted model, not a curated record